UCCGGCGCCACCCGCCGUUAACAAAACAAAAGAAGAAGAAGUAACAUUGGAAGGAUGAAAAAUGGCUAAACAUGGGAGAGACGGAACCAAGGAGUUGGAAGAAAGCGUGAAGAGGGUGAAGAGUGACAGUGAGAACAAUGAGAACAAUGGAGGAGAGACUCUUCUGUGUGGGUUUCAAACAUCCAGCGUGUUGAGUGAGUCUGUCCGAGAGAAGACCGUCUUCGUCCAUGGAAAGCUGGAUGGUCAGGAUGCUGUGGUGAUUAUGGAGAAGAUUCCCUUCGGAGAAGACUCCCUGACUGACCUCUUCACUGGCUCCAGACUCAAACUGGAGAUGAGGAACGACAUUUACAGCACGUACUGGCUGCAGCCCCCCCCUCACCUCAGUGAGAUCAAGACCACUGUGGUGUUUCCAGCCACAGAGAAGCACGUGAAGAAAUACCAGCGUCAGGAGAGUUUUCUGUUGGAGGAGUCGGCGACGGACUAUGAGUCCAUCACUCUGCCUUACAUUCAGGGGCAGAGUUUCAGCGUGCAGUGGGUGUACAACAUCCUGGAGAAGAAGGCAGAGGCUGAGAGGAUCAUUUAUGAAGAUCCGGACCCGGAGAUCGGCUUCGUCCUCCUCCCUGAUUUCAAAUGGGACCAAAAACAGGUAAAUAAUUUGUACCUGAUUGCUAUUGUACACAAGAGGAACAUCAAAAGUCUGAGGGACCUGACGUUAGAGCAUAUACCACUGCUCCAGAACAUCUUACAAAGAGGAAAGGAGGCCAUCCUGAAGUGCUACAACCUCCCAGCCAGUAAGCUGAGAGUCUACCUGCACUACCAGCCGUCCUACUACCACCUCCAUAUCCACUUCACCAAGCUGGGCUACGAGGUUCCGGGCUGCGGAGUGGAGCGCGCCCACCUCCUCGCAGAUGUUAUCCAAAACCUCCAGUCUGACCCAAAGUACUACAAAACCCGGACGCUGUACUUCCCCCUGAGGGCCGAUGAUGGACUGCUCAGCAAGUUCAAGGAGGCAGGGCGACUGUAAUUUCUAAAUAUAAAUAUUUGGAUCUAUUCAUUUUACAUGUUUCAUUUGGAAUUUUCACUUUUUUAUAAUUGUCCUUACUAAAGCCUGACUGAUAUGGAUUUUUGGUGACGAAUGUCGAUACUGAUAAUGGAGAGUAAAAUGUAUCUGUUUUUUAAUGUUUGUAAUGUUUUCAAUAUGUAAACUGACUAGAUUAAAUAGUAC
Molecule: messenger RNA, 1225 nt
Organism: Paralichthys olivaceus (Japanese flounder)
Lineage: Eukaryota; Metazoa; Chordata; Actinopteri; Pleuronectiformes; Paralichthyidae
Gene: dcps
Product: decapping enzyme, scavenger
Biological process (GO): deadenylation-dependent decapping of nuclear-transcribed mRNA
Cellular component (GO): P-body; nucleus
Molecular function (GO): hydrolase activity; RNA 7-methylguanosine cap binding
Source: RefSeq, a predicted model, not a curated record